GGGGAAAGGGGCGGCGCUGGGCCCGGGACUGGGACUGUCGCCCUCGCGCCCGAGCCGGGUGGGGCCCAGGGCCUCGGGAUGCAGCCGCCGGUGCCCGGGCCCCUGGCCCUGCUGGACGCCGCAGAAGGGCUCGCAAGGAGGAAGAAGACGUCGCUCUGGUUUGUGGGGUCUCUGCUGCUGGUGUCCGUCCUCAUAGUGACCAUCGGGCUGGCCGCCACAACCAGGACGGAGAACGUGACCGUGGGGGGCUACUACCCGGGGAUCAUUCUUGGCUUCGGAUCCUUCUUGGGAAUUAUUGGCAUCAACUUGGUGGAGAAUAGAAGGCAAAUGCUGGUGGCAGCGAUCGUGUUUAUCAGCUUUGGUGUGGUGGCCGCCUUUUGCUGUGCCAUCGUGGACGGCGUGUUUGCCGCACGACACAUUGAACCAAGGCCUCUCACCACAGGAAGAUGCCAGUUUUACUCCAGUGGGGUGGGGUACUUGUACGACAUCUACCAGACAGAGGUCACCUGUCACUCCCUGAAUGGCAAGUGCCAGCUGAAGCGCAGAGCCCUCACCUGCCUACUACGAGUUUGUCGGUGUCCGCAGCUGCCAGGACGUCCUGCACCUGUACCGCCUGCUCUGGGCCUCUGCAGUCCUGAACGUCCUGGGCCUGUUCCUGGGCAUCAUCACCGCCGCUGUCCUGGGGGCCUUCAAGGACAUGGUGCCUCUGUCCCAGAUGGCCUAUGGCCCCGGAAUUCCUCCGCAGACCCUCUACAACCCUGCCCAGCAGAUUCUGGCCUUCGCAGGCUUCCGCCCGACGCCCGAGGCCAUCCCGACCUGCUCGUCCUACCCUCUCCCCCUUCAGCCCUGCAGCAGCUUCCCAGCUGCGCCCUCCUCCGCCCUGGCCUCAUCUGAGGACCUGCAGACUCCCUCUCUGGGCAGCUCCAGCUCUCUUCCCAGCCAGGCCCCACCCCGCUAUGCACCAGCCUAUCCUCCCCCUGGAGAGAAGCCACCCCCCCACGCCCCCUGACACAGAAGUGUGGGGGAAAAACUUUGUUUAAAAAAAAAAAAAAGGCAGCCUCUAGAAAAUCCCGCUAUUCAGCUAAGCUCCUAGAGAACCCAGGAGAACAUUCCAGAAGUCUGGAAUGAAGUCCGUGCCUGCCUUCCCUCCCUGAGCACAUUGGUGAGGGGGCCGCCACCGGGCCACCGGGCGGGGAGCGGGUCCCUGCAGACCCAGGCUGGUGCUGUCUCACCAAACGGCACUGAAUGGCCCCACCUGGCGACCUCGUUGAGAGCCACUUUUCUGGUGUUUUCUCUUCCCUUAAUUAGCCAUUAUUGCUAUCUGCAAGGAGGGUGCGGCCCCGUGCCUCCCUGCGUAUGGGUUCCUGUUUGCAGGCAUGUUGUGCACUACACGUUCAUGUGUGCGUCUGUGUCCUGUAGAGGGGCAGGGCAGGGCAACCCACCUGCCCCUCGGGCUGUGCUCCUGACGUCUGCUGCGAAGGGAAGAAGCUUCAGCUCUGACGCCCAGCGCUGUGUCUAACCGCCCGCAAGUUGCCAGAAUCUGGGGGUCCAGGUGUCUCCCGGCCCCAGAUGCAAAUCUGCCCUGGCUGCUGGUGUGAGGGUCUCCCCUGAGCUGUCUCCCAGCUACAGCACCUGGGCUUCUGCUGCCCUUCCACAGCUGCUGCUCAUGGCACUGCGUCUCAGGAUCCCUGGCCACUGGGACGGUGGGGGCGGUGUUUAGGGGUCCCUUGGCUCAGGGUCUGAGGGUGCAGCACUCCCCAUGGAAACCAGCUUAGCUUCUCCAGUCCCAGCAUGCACCCUGCCAGACACACCUGGGGAGACAGGUGAGUGUGCCUGGGAAGCGGCAGGUCCCGGGGUUCACAGGCCUGCGCCCCAGUGACAAGAGUUCAGGUUGCGCUGCCCAGAAGUAGCCGAAGUCUCUUGAAAAGCAGCGGGUAGGGGAGGGGCUUUCUCUCAACUCCUAAAGUCAGAUCCUCCACAGGGAACCAUGGGCUCCCCUGGCAGGAGGGGAGGCAAGAGGUGACCCCACCGCUCCCCAGACACGUCACAAGCCAUCGAGUCUCCGUCUCCACUCUGCAGGGCCACUCAUGGUUCCCCCGUCACUCCCUCUCCCCUCAGAAGCCGAGCUGGCACCCCAGGUCUCACGCCUCUUGGAGCCUCACGUCCCUCCCUGCAAAGCCCCCCAUAGCCCCACCCCAUGCCUGCAAUAAAGAUGUGCCGCUCUGCUCCCGA
Molecule: messenger RNA, 2232 nt
Organism: Sapajus apella (tufted capuchin)
Lineage: Eukaryota; Metazoa; Chordata; Mammalia; Primates; Cebidae
Gene: TMEM255B
Product: transmembrane protein 255B
Exons: 9
Coding region: 79-894 (271 amino acids)
Source: RefSeq, a predicted model, not a curated record